Messenger RNA from Tuber aestivum (summer truffle), 2769 nucleotides. NCBI's taxonomy places the organism in Eukaryota, Fungi, Ascomycota, Pezizomycetes, Pezizales, Tuberaceae. The record is from the annotation of a GenBank genome assembly.
AGGGGGAGCCCGAGGCAGAACUUGAGGGAAAGCUUUUAUCUUGACCUUCUCGUUACCAUCAUUAACAACCCCCCCCCUCGGUUUUCGUCAUCUCCAUAACCAUUUGUUAGCAAUACCCUACGCCAAACAUUGCUCACCAUGCUGUAUGAUUUUCUCGAUCCAGGUUUGCGACGGCCACCCACGGGUCCCGACCCCUUGAGGCGCCAGCUGCCACUCGACAUCAUGAGUACCAUUAUCUCAUAUGUGCGUGUGCCUUGUCUGCCCUAGUACUGCCUCAUCGAGAACUAACCCCUGACCAUCACGGGGAAAGGUUGAAUCUGCGUCGGAUUUAUCCCGCGUGUCGCGUGUAUCUAGGAUACUGCACUUCCUCUCAGUCCCUCGAUUGUAUAGAACUGUGGUCAUUAGGGCUCCACGGACAAGGGUAAACGAUGAGGACAACGGGGGAGGAAGGAAGCAAAGUGUAUCGGCAUCGGCGCUAGGCGCGCUGAUGAAGCCUGGAAUCGCAUCCUGUGUUCAAACCUUGCGAAUCAGAGGGGAAAUACCGGGCGGUGACGAAUGGUGGGCCAGUGGGAUGUGGAGUGAUAUGGAAGUGGUUUGGGCCAUGGCGCUGGCAGGGGUAAUGGGGAAUAUGACAAGGCUGGAGAGGGUUGAGUGAGUUGAAGCCACCAGUUCCGAGUCAGAGGGUUUACUGAUAUUGGAUACCGGACUUGCCUAGAUGGACCUCAGAGUCAUAUCCUCACCCGGUCCUUUUCGGCGCGAUGGCCAAACAUCCAACGAUUAGGUCGCUGUACGUGAUUCACCCUCCGGCCGAGCCUGCUUCGUUGGGUGAGAAGCCCCCUCUGCGGCCUCCACUGGAGGUUAUACCGGGGUUCGCCAAUAUCAGGUCUCUACAUUUUACAAAUAUCCCUACAACCUUGGCACGUAUCGAUGACUACACGGGGGCAAUAUUUUCGUCGCCGCGACUGGAGGCCCUCUACCUUGGAUUUGCCUCUCGAGCUCCGCUAGGCUUACUGCCGUUCUUUCUACCACAGAGGAUCCGCCCGGCCGGUAGCAUGGGGACAAAGUUGAGGCUAAAAGAGAUGGGGCUACGGAAUGUGUCAUUCGACUUUCCCGAGGGUGGGGUCGUUGAUGAUUGGCUAGAUACGGAAGCACUGGAAGUAUUGAGUCUGAUUGAUUGCAAGAUCACUGCAACCAGUUGUUGGUCCGGCCUGUUCGGGAAUCACAGCUCUUCACCCGCUGCGUCCAGUUCGCCAGCAAGUGUGCGCAGCGCAGGAAGUCCCGCGGGGAAAUCGAGUCGCACUAGCACGCCACGUACAUCGGCACCAUCAGCACCGCCCCCGGAAAAGAAGCAUAAACUGAAAUUGCGUAGCUUGCGAGUGAACUCUCGGGCCGAGCUCUGGGCGGGAUUCUUGAGCUCCUACGAGGGGCUGGAGGAGCUGUAUAUCCUGGACCCGAUAGAUGGAGAGAAGGAAGCGGAGUUGACUGCUCCUGCCGGGGCGUUUAUUGACGCAUUGGUGACCAACCACAAGAGUAUCAAACGGUUACGAUUGUACAGCCAAUGGAUACUGCACAAAACGGAAGUGCAGAGACUCUUCCGCGCUUGCACACAGCUACAAGAGCUUGGCCUCUCAUUCGAACAGAACCAAUGGGUAUACCCUCCCUCCCCGACACCCCCGAUACAUGCUCGACCAAUGAACCCACGCUAACCCAUCACAGCCCUUCAUGGAAGUGUUAGUCCUCUUCCUCCCCAACAUAAAAGUGAUGCACCUCCUCGAAAGCCAACUCGGCAGUAAAGCAGAAAUGGAAGCGGAACUCAUUUCCAAUCGGGAAACCAUAGAAACCUCCUUGGCCGUGCCAGGCCUAUUCGGUUUUGGUAGGUUUGGCUCCGCGCAGGUGUUUAUCCGUAUGGACAAGACUGCCCUACGCGUUAACGGGAGGGAGGUUAAGAAUUGGCAGAUGGUUCCCUUUGAGGAGGUUAGGGAUAGUGUGGGGAUUUGGAGGGCGGAGAGGAGUAUAUAGGGGUUUUUGGUACCAUGGUUUUUUUUGGGGGUUUUUUUUUGCGUCUAUCAUAGUCUCUUUUUCUAAUUUCUGUUAUUUUUAUUUUUAUUUUUACUGUGUCGGUUGCGGAGGAGGGUAUGUUCGGGUAGACUAUUGCGGGAUGGUGAAUAUGUAGGAUAUGGGUGUCAGUGAUUGAAUGGCAACUUGGCAAUAUGUGUCCAACUCCAAUGGCUAAAAAGCUUUUUUUCUCGUCUCUUCUCGAAGCGAAGUUUACCCCAAAUGGGCGCAGUUUGGGGAAAAAGGCUAAAUUCGCUUUUUACAAGUUUUAUUUUUAUUUUUAAGUUUUGAUCAGUUUUAGUUUGCAUAGCAACCAGGCCAAUUUUGAGAGAAAAAAACCAUAUCGGCAAAGAAAUUGAAACAACUCAACAACCUAUCAUAGCAGAAAUAGUAUGGAAAUAGAAGAUGAAUGUUGGCCACAGCUGUCCAUUUAAUUAUAUCGUAAAAAGUCUUUCAGUUCUUCCCAGCGUAAUAGGUUUAAAAAAAGGGGAUAUAAAUAUCAGAAUAUAUCAAAGGAUCAGAAUAACUGCCAAAUAAGAUAAAACUUGCAGAACUAUUAACCUGAUAUUAUAAUCAUGAUACCUAACAUGCAAUCUUUUUCUCAAUUAUUGUUGCAUCUAACAUACUUAAUGCAGGUUUAUAAUUUCUGUGAAAUAUUGAAAAGAGUAUGGAUGGAUAAUGUAUACUUUGGAAUAAUUUAUAGAUUGUGCUCUU